AUGCUCCCAAUUAACAAUAAUAACGCUGGUGCUGAAAUAAUUCACAUCAGUGACGAAGAACCAGAUCUGGAAUCAUCGUUGUUAGAAGUCAACAUUAAUUCUGCCCCUUCAAUUUUAUCAACAACGGAACAAACCAAUCAACCUGCCUCAAAUCUUUUAACAUUACAAAGAAAUUUGGGAAUCAGCACCGCCAACAACAACCACCAACAAGAUGGUGUCUCACUCGAUUUAUCCUUACACCAGUUUGACGGUGAUGGUGGUGGCAGCUCUUCUACUAUUGAUGUCACCGAUGGCGGCCCUGGUGGUGGUGGUGGAGGUGGAGAUGGUCUCUUGAGGAGCGUUCUCAACAAUACUUCUACUAGGCACAUCAUGCCUAUCAAAAGAACUGCACCUGGUUAUGCUCGCCGAGAGUUUACGGUGGGUGAGAGCUCAAGUGCCGGUGGUGCUGGUGGUGGAUCUGUUGCUCAACCUAUGGCAGCCCCCAAGCGCCGCCCCACCGCUAAUGAAAAUGCGGCGCUGCGCGUUUCAUCAUCAUCUAAUACCUGCACUUGUACCCCUUCUCCCACUUGCGCUCUCCAUGCUUCCGCCAAUAAUAAUCUUUCUUCAUCUUCCAGGGAACAACCCCAUGAAACUGCUAACAACAACAACAACCCCCAAAAUGUUGUUUGUGUUCCUUCCAGUUUGUCGCCAAUUUCUGAGAUGCAACGAGCUCUUCAGUCUGAUAGCUUUCAAGUCCUUCAACCUACUACUACUACUCCUCCUCCUCCUCCUAACAACAACAACAACAACAACGCAACACUUGGUAUUCUGCAACUUGAUGAUGGUUCCUUUAUUUACCCGCAACAUGUUUUUGAUAGUAGCCACCACCACCAACUCCACCAUGGCCAUCAGCACGCGCCAAUUAAUUCGCUUUACCACCAUGGCCAUCAACGUUAUUUCUUCUCUGCUGACACUUCUCCAUUCCGCCCAGCCUCAAUCAAUUACAUGGAAAAUCUUCCUCAUCAUCAGUACGCCGGUUCUUCGUCUUCGUCUCCUUCCCCUCUUCCUUGGAGCACCGUGAUUAGGCCAAGGGCUAUUCCCUCUGUGUCUCUCCCUCACGGAGUUGGAGGAAGUAAUACAGAAUCUGACACCGGAAACAACUAUCCUUCUGGAAGGGGAAUAAUCACUGAGACUCACAAUCGUGGAAACUCAUCAUCAUCAACACAGCUAGUGGAAAGCCUUGUACAAAACGCUGGUACCCCUUCUGCAUUUCAGCACCUGUCGGACGCUGCUCUUGCAUGGAUUGGAAGGCUGAACUCUCAUGACGAGACCUUGACGAGAAUGUCAUCAUCUUCUACCACUGAUAAUACUCAUCACAGGCCAUUACGAGCUUCUGCUAUUGCUGAGACCUAUAAUUUGCCUACUUAUUUUGCUGAUGAUUCAAGAAGGCUUAGAAGAGAGAUCCGCAGUGCCAUUCAACAUCUGCCUAAUGGAGACUCCGUUCGACUCGAGGAGCUUUUAAUCAUUGAGUACUCCAUUUACAACUUGCUUGCCAGCAUUGAGGAACUGGAGGAUGCGAAUUUGCCGCAAUAUGAGCCUCUGGAAGACGGGCAGCGAGUGAUGAACCCUUUAGGACUGACGGAAACUGAGGUUGCAGCAUGUAUUGGACGGGAAAUUUUCCAAACUGUUGGUGAGCAGCCUCAGAACAUUGAUGCAUGCGGCAUAUGUCUGGAGGAUUACGUUCACGGUGAAGAGCUUGGGAGAUUGGAUUGUGCGCACAGAUAUCACCUUUCUUGCAUCAGUCAGUGGUUGCUCAUCAAGAACAGAUGCCCCGUUUGCAAGAAAAUGGCUCUCACCAUCAUAGACUUGGAGGAUGACGAGUAA
Messenger RNA from Arachis duranensis, 1863 nucleotides. Its product is annotated as E3 ubiquitin-protein ligase MBR1-like. The record is from RefSeq and is a predicted model, not a curated record. The transcript has 5 exons. The coding region runs from base 1 to 1863 and encodes 620 amino acids. Gene Ontology annotation, molecular function: ubiquitin protein ligase activity. Lineage: Eukaryota; Viridiplantae; Streptophyta; Magnoliopsida; Fabales; Fabaceae.